CAGCCCUCCGCCGGCUCCGCUGCCAGCCUAGGGCUUUCUAGAUUCCCGCCCACCUCUAGUCACGUGACCCACCAAGAUGGCGGCGCUCGGGCAAGACCCUGGAGCAGACCUGAAGGAUGCAGUUCUGGUGCCGAGGGGAGGCGGGGAAGUGCAUGAGGGCAUGAAGACAGCGAUCUAUACACAUGCUGAACCUAGUCCUUCUGUAGAAGAUGCAAAAUUCAGAACACCAAUGGUCAUCGAAAUCAUACAAAAAAAAUUUGAAUAUCUUAGAAGAGACAAGUCUUUAACACCUGGAACACUAUUACUUGCAACAUCAGCUGGUACCUCUGGAAUAUUGGCAAACUUCAUUUUGAGAAACUGCUUCAAAGUUAAAUACGAUGUUUUGAAGACAUAUGCGUCAUUAACUGCACUUCCAUUUUUGUCUACCAUAGUUACUUGCAAGUUCUUUGUAACUGAUCCUUUGUAUUCAGAUAAUAUAAGCAAGGAAAAUUGUGUUCUGAGAAGUUCACUGGUUGGCCUAGUGUGUGGUGUUUUAUAUCCCAGUGGAUUGGCUUUUUCUAAAAAUGGACGCCUGGCAGUCAAGUAUCAUACUGUUCCACUGCCACCAAAAGGAAGGGUUUUACUUCAUUGGUUCCUGCUUUGUCAAACACAAAUAAAAGCAAUGUUAAUUCCUCUAGUGUUACAGAUACAAUUUGGACUACUUCAUGGUCUACACCACUAUGCAAUAUAUGAAAAUACACGCAAGAAAACUCUACAUGAAGACUGAAGACUCGGUGGAUGCUAACUCAGCACUAUGUGUUUUAUAUGAUGAGGACUGAUGCAUUGCUAAAAGAGUAAAAAUAACUAUUUGUUCCUUUUGCCUGGUAUAUAGCCGAUAAUAAAUAUUUAGUAAUUCGAUAAAUACAAAUGCUAAACAAAUACAGGUUUCAUCUUUCUUUCUGUACUGUAUGUAGAAAAGGGCUUAGGAUCUCAGGUCUGACCUAUGCAGUCAUACAUUCGUUCAUGGAACAUUCACUGCAUGCUUACUAUGUCUCAAGCACUGUAUUACACAUAAUAAGAAGCAGUCCUUACCCAGAAAGAAUUCUCAAUUAGAAGAGGAGUAUAAAAUGUGAACAUGUAAUAUCAGAGAGUUUGGAGAUAAACACAUAAUUUGAGGGUUCUGAGGGUGUGGCUACUAAGUACUUAGGGGAAAGUAACACGUGAGGUAAGUCUGAAGGAAGAGUUGGAGUUCACAAGAAAGCAAAAUAUGGAAAUACAGCCCAUUCCUCUACUCCCAACUCUGCGUAUAUGAACUAGUUUCUUGCCAUUUAUGUAUUGUCUUCGCUACCGGUGACUGGUCUAUGCCACUGGUCCCACCAGGUCCCUUUUCCAGGUACCACCCGGGGGAACCAGCCCACUCCAGUCUUUCCCCCAGUCCUGGGCACCACGUGCAGGGACCUAGCCUUGCUAGUUUGUCAGUCUGAUCCAGGGGCUGGAGAACAAGAAGGAAAGAAAAACAGGCACAGUUUAGCAUGCGGGCAGCCAGGGGGCUCUUGCCUCUAGUAGGAAGAGGAGCCCCAAGUGUCUGGCUGGUCCUGCUUUUAUUCCCUCAGACAUGGGUACAAGCAAUUAAAGGAACAUAAGAUUCAACUUGUCUUCCAUUAUCCAUUUACAUGUCCAGGUAAACAACCUGAUCUCAGCUGUAUUAACUUUUCCCUUUCAUUCACAGAGGAGGCCAGCUAGGCCUCAAUUCUCUGGUCUCCCACACUUUACUGUCCAGUUUAAAGAACAUUUAUUGCAUAUGUACUUGUCAUGCAAUAAGAUAAGCACUAACGGUGUAAGAAUUCAGUCUCUGCCCUCAAGAACCUUAAAUUCUAAAAGAUUUCAAAACGCUUCUGUGGAGUCUGCUGAGACAUUCCUGAGCUACACAUUUAUCUUAGUUCAUUCAGGAAAUGAAUACUGAUGAGAAAUAGUUUGCAGAAUAGCUCUUCCUCCUUGUCUUAGCCACAUGUAAUAAGUAGCUAAGUAAAAAUUUGUAACUUAGGAAAUACAGCAAGGUUAGCUUUUGUUCACCUUUGCUGCCAUCUGAAAUCUGAUUUCUAUCUUACUCGGUGACUUCACAUUAUCUUUUGUAUAAUUUUUUUUUUUUAAAGGAAUUGAUAUUUUCCCUUGGCGUUGGAAAGCAGUGCUUGCCAAAAUGACUGCUGGAAGUGUAAAAGGAAAAGUUAGGGAAACCUUGGUCUUCUGGAUCCAAGUCAAAAGGUAAAACUACAGUUGAACCAUAGUGAAGAAAGCAAGGUUCUACAGGCAAAACAGUGCACAGGUGAAAAGUACAACCUGUAACACUGAAGAUUCAAAUCCUGUGUCACUGCUUACCUCUUGGCACCUCAAAUUCCUCAUCUGUAAAAUGAGUAUUAAAAAUUACUUCAUAGUGUUGGAAGGACUGAAUUAGCUAAAUAUAAAAAUCAAAAGUGCUCCGAUCAUAGGAAGUUCAAGUGUUAGCUGUUUAGUCCAUUUGGACUGCUGUAACAAAACACUAUAGACUUACAAGAUUUUUUAAACCAAAAGUUUUUCACAAUUUUGGAGGCUGAGAAGUCCAAAAUCAAGAUACCUGCAUAUUUGAUGUCUAGUGAGAGCCUGCUUUCUGGUUCAUAGAUAGAAGUGCCUUUUUAUUACAUGCUACAUGGUGGAAAGAGCAAAAGAAUUCUCAGAGGUAAUAAUCUCUUUCCUGAGGACUUUGCCCUCAUGACCUAGUUAUCUCCCGAAGGCCUUACAUCUUAUUACCACACUUUGAGGGUUUCGAAUUCAAAAUAAGAACUUUGUGGGGACACAAGAAGCCCAUAGAAGCAAUCAUAAUUGUCGUCAUUAUUAUUGCUGUUUUUGCAUACCUAUUAUCAUGAGCCUUUCCUAGCCUGUACUUAACUAGUGUGGCAUUUUUAUAAGGAAAAUUACAAAGAAGCACAGGGAAAUGCUUUCAUAGGUGUAUUUCAUUUGAAUAAAUAUAUGUUUAUUCAUCCAAUAUUGAUUCAAUAUCUAUUGUGAAGACACCAAAUAUAUCUUGUGCAAGUA
This is a messenger RNA of Chinchilla lanigera (long-tailed chinchilla), 3048 nucleotides long. It is a transcript of the gene Tmem126b, whose product is annotated as transmembrane protein 126B. Gene Ontology annotation, biological process: mitochondrial respiratory chain complex I assembly. The transcript is spliced from 5 exons. The record is from RefSeq and is a predicted model, not a curated record. NCBI's taxonomy places the organism in Eukaryota, Metazoa, Chordata, Mammalia, Rodentia, Chinchillidae. Gene Ontology annotation, cellular component: mitochondrion. Bases 77 to 766 code for a protein of 229 amino acids.